Hermetia illucens (black soldier fly) is the source of this 2215-nucleotide messenger RNA. Its product is annotated as basement membrane-specific heparan sulfate proteoglycan core protein-like. The record is from RefSeq and is a predicted model, not a curated record. The coding region runs from base 779 to 1687 and encodes 302 amino acids. Gene Ontology annotation, biological process: synapse organization. The transcript is spliced from 5 exons. Lineage: Eukaryota; Metazoa; Arthropoda; Insecta; Diptera; Stratiomyidae. Gene Ontology annotation, cellular component: neuron projection membrane.
CAAAAGGAUGUGCUAUCCUGCGCUGUCUGCAACCGCGUUCUUGGGUAAUCUCGUGCAGAUCUUAUGAAUGAUAGUUAGCGAUGCAUCAUUGCAACAGUUCAGAUACUCACGUACAGAAGCUGGUGUGCCAGAGGAAUCCUUCAGGGCAGUGCAUGAUUGUUAUGAAUGACGAAUAUCGCCAAUAAGAAGUGUUAGGGUAUCCUUCAAAGAGUGAAAUUUUUCAGUGAAGUAACGUAUCCCGGAAAACCCCGUGUAGUUCAGCCGUCAAGGAUCAGGCUGUUACCGGCGUUGCAGUGUAGGAUCCUUGCUAGUGCAAGCUUGUGUCGCCCUCCAUGCAAAAACUGAGGUUUUCGUGCAGUGAAGUCAUUAUAAGUUCACCUCAUUCUCACCUGUGUCGGUUUACCAGUUUCUUGUGCUAGAACAGUUUUUGGUGUGGAAAUUUAGUGUCACCUGCUUCCCAUCCUUGCAACCCGGCAUCCGGUACUAGCUGCAGGCAUCAUUCAAGUGAAUCGUUAAAAUGUAAAUAGUCGCGAAUGUGAUUGUGGUUCCGUGUACGAUGAAGUUUACGGGGCAGAAGCAAAAAAAGUUUUCAAAAAUAUCGCAGGCCACGGGGUAGGCUACGGUUAGGUGAAAGUAAUUUCCAAUAAGCACGACUGGAGGCUGAAGAUUGAGAGGGAAGAAAAAGGAUAAAAAAAGCGGAGUUUUGUGUAAUUGUGCUCGAAUUGUUUUCAGUUUGUGAAGGAUACGGGUCAAGUGCACGCGUAAAACACACGCUACAAUGUUGGAAUAUCGAUGUCGUUGUGGAUUAGCCUUUUAUUUGCAGCUGUUUCUUCUGACAUUUUGGGAAACUGAAACAUUUUGCGGUGACGUUCCACCUCAUUACUGGGAGACUCCUUACUCGCAGCCGUAUUUCGACAAUUCCACAAGGCGAGAAAUAACAGCUACCGUUGGUCAAGCCGCCUUGCUUCAUUGCCGAGUUCGAAAUUUGGGUGACCGAGCGGUUUCAUGGAUACGAAAAAGGGAUCUGCAUAUCCUGACAGUUGGCAUUCUCACCUACACAAACGACCAGAGAUUUCAAUCUUUACACACCGAAGGGUCAGACGAAUGGACAUUAAGGAUAUCGUCGCCGCAGCCAAGGGACACGGGGACUUACGAAUGCCAGGUCUCCACCGAACCGAAAAUAAGCCAAGCGUUCCGGCUGCAUGUUGUCGUAUCACGUGCAAAGAUUCUUGGCAAUUCGGAGCUCUUCAUAAAGAGUGGCAGCGACAUAAAUUUAACGUGCCUGGCAAUGCAGUCACCUAUUCCGCCAUCAUUUAUUUACUGGUAUAAAGGGAAGCGCGUCAUGAAUUACUCACAACGUGGCGGCAUCAACGUUAUUACGGAGCGCCAAACAAGGACUAGUAAAUUGCUUAUAGCGAAAGCCAGCCCAGCAGAUUCUGGCAACUACACCUGCUCACCCAGCAGCUCAGACUCCGCCAGUGUCGUGGUACACGUUAUAAAUGGGGAACAUCCAGCCGCAAUGCAGCAUGGGAACAGUAGCGCCAACAGCAUAUCAUCAUCUUUACAUGUGUCCAGGACAUCAUCAAGGACCGCUAGUAGCCAUUUACAACGUUUAAUGGUCCAAAUAACAUCACACUGGACAAUGAUGGCACUGACGGCCGUCUGCGCCAUUAAGUCCAUUAGGUGAUUAGAAUUAGCUUAAGAACUGUACAAAGUCUGGUUAAGUUAUUCGAAUAGAUUGAUAUUAAAAAGAACACAAUAUGGCCGGGGUCAUAUGCAUAAUAACAUCAGGAGCGUGAGAGAGGGUAGCUAAUUUAGACUAGAUAAUACUGUAUGUAAAUUUACUAUUAAUGAUAAUGGUACGAUACCAAUCUGUAAUAAUUACGUGUUUUAUCUGUGAAAAAUUAUGGAGUCUUGACCUAUAUUUUGGAAUUAGGGCACGGUAAAUUCGAGAUAGGCAUGUCAACAAGAAGCAGCCGUAAAUAUGUAAUAAAUUAACUGAGCUCUGCAUUGAUACCAUCUAUUUUCAAAUUAGUACUUCCUGAAUAUUUCUUGCCGAAGAAUAGUUCGUGAAAAUUUCUCGGAAGCAAGAUUAGAGAGAAAGAUUUGUACAUAUAAAUUAAGAUAAGAUUCGAUAUAUAUAUAUGACUUGUAUCUAUCGCUAAAUAAAUCUACUAUCUUGGAAAUGUGAGAAAAUCAGUUAAAGAUACGCGCG